AUGGGUUGCUAUUAGUCUUCAGACGCGUCCUGACCGGGAGGACUUUCUUUCCAUCACUAUUGGAGACGAAAUUUAUUGAUUACCAGUCGACGACCGACACAAACUUUGUCUUUGAGUAAUUAACGUAAGUAAGUUCAAUUCGAACAACAAAGUUAAUCUUUUUGACAAACAUUUCAUGUUCAUCAGUGGCCACAAAGGGCUCCGCUGCUGCACAAGUUGAUGCUAAGCUAACGCUCCGCCGGUCAAGAGUUCAGUGUGUAGUUAGCAGCACGUUCCAAGCCAUAAUAAAAGACAACAUCAACUCAACAGCCAAUCAAAGCACAUAGCAUUACUCAGCUUCGGCCAAUCCUUUUCUUGCAAAAUGGACGCCUCAGCUUCUUCCGUGCUCACCCUUCUCGUCCUCAUCAUCCUCGCUGUCAUUGCUGAGUCCAGACCAUCGCCUCCACGAGAUGACACCAAGGUCAUGACCUCAAUGUUUGGCUCACGGCUCUCCUCUCUCCUUGUGGCCCCGCCCCCCGAUGGGGACGCCACAGAGGGCCCAGCUAGAAUGCACGUCCCCUCCAGGGGAUUGACCAGGAGGCAGGAGUCUUCAUCACAAUUCCUCGUGGACUUCCUGCGGCAACAUUCCAAGAUAAGGAGGCGGAAUCGAAAGGCGAUGAUGGGAGGGAGGGGAUGCUUUGGUAUGAAAAUGGAUCGCAUUGGCUCCAUCAGUGGACUAGGUUGUUGACUUUUGUUUCACUUUUUAAUGACAGCUAGCCUCGUUUAAUAACGAGUGACAAAAGGUGUAUGCCUGUUUAAGACACAGGUACCUUUUCCUACCUCUGACCUCUGAUCCCUGGCUAAACCACAGUCAGAAGAAAGUGUGAGUGUGUAAGUGUGUGCGUGUGUGUGAGGGACAAAGACAAGCAUGUAUGUAACAUGUGCUUACCUUGUUAGUAUGUUGACAAACUUCUUCACAGAAAGAUGAUUGCUGAUUGCUCUGCUGAAAUAAAGAAUAAAAAGUAUAUUUUUGUGUCA
Molecule: messenger RNA, 1017 nt
Organism: Nerophis ophidion (straightnose pipefish)
Lineage: Eukaryota; Metazoa; Chordata; Actinopteri; Syngnathiformes; Syngnathidae
Gene: nppcl2
Product: natriuretic peptide C-like 2
Exons: 2
Coding region: 362-727 (121 amino acids)
Biological process (GO): receptor guanylyl cyclase signaling pathway; cGMP biosynthetic process
Cellular component (GO): extracellular region
Molecular function (GO): hormone activity; hormone receptor binding
Source: RefSeq, a predicted model, not a curated record